AUUUUGGCGAUAUAUCCAGUGGACGCGCGUUCUAGCGGACCUGCGCCUGUCAAGCAGUCGCUAGCAGUCGGCAGCAGUCACGAAUGGUUGACCUGUGCAGUUGACUGUGCUGGUUGACCGAUCGUGCGGUAUUAAUCGCGCUUUUCUCCUACGCGCUUUCCAAACAUUUAUUCUUACUUUUCGGCACGUUAAUCGUAUAGGAAGUUUAUCUUAUAAAUAAGGUGAUGAUUAGAAUCGUGAAUGGGCUAGGCUUCGCAUCGGUCAGGUGAGAGACAGGUGGAUGGAUUGAGGAGAAUCGCCAGUCGAAAUACAAUCUAGGGUAAGGGAGUAGCAACCUCUUGGGGCCAGGGCCAGUCACGUGACCCAUAUGUUUACCAAAAUGGUGAACGUUCACCGUUUGGAACGUACUUCGCUAUUUUAUCGAGCUUCCCUCUCGUACAAUGAUGAGAUCGAGCGAGGAUACACGGCAAUUCGAGUGAUCUAUUCAUUUUUACAUCAACCUUCGCAGCUGCCACUAAUUUAAGUUUUGAUGUCUUAAUAUUUUGUUACCUUGUGCUUGGUUUGGUAACGCGGAGAGUCGUGAGCGAAAGUUUGAAAGUGGACGAAAGAAACUAUUGCUUUCCGUGUAUUAUAGAAGCAACCGUUGCUCCUACCUGAAAAUGAUUUUAAUUAUUAAUGGCGAUGACAACAUUCUUCAACACGGUUGUGAAUGAAGUCUUAAAUGGCCUAACUGGGUUUGCCAAGAAUGUUUAAUGUGAUGUGCGAUAGUUUUAUCUACAGAUGAUCUCUGAUAUAGGUUAGUGCAAAUGGAAAGUACAUUAAAAGACGUCUAAAUGACACAAAGUGUCUUAGCAUAGCGCUGUGUGCUACGGCCAAGCAUCGCUAAAGAUGGCCACGUAUCAAGUUGACUAUCAGUGGGCUUACUCUAUAAUGGAUUCAUCCAGAAUAUCCACUUUCCUAAUUUCAAUUCUACUGAUAGUCUAUGGCAGUUUCCGAUCCUUAAAUAUGGAACAGGAAGCAAAAGAAAGAGAGAAAGAAAAGCAACGUAGUGGAAUGUUGAGUAAUAGUAGUACUGGAAACACAGGUGGUGCUAACGGAGGAAGAAUCCAAACCUUAGAUACAAUGCAUGCUCUCUGUCUACCUCUUGGUGCUUCCAUUUCUCUACUCGUCAUGUUUUUCUUUUUUGAUAGCAUGCAAAUGCUCUUAGCAAUAUGUACAGCCAUCAUAGCUACAGUUGCUUUGGCAUUUCUUCUACUACCCAUGUGUCAAUAUAUAAUUAGACCCUGCACAGAUGGAAACAAAAUAUCCUUUGGCAUUUGUGGAAGAUUUACAGGAGCGGAAUUACUUUCAUUUUCACUCAGUGUGAGCAUAGUAUGUAUAUGGGUACUGACAGGACACUGGUUACUCAUGGAUGCAAUGGGCAUGGGCCUUUGUGUAGCCUUCAUUGCAUUUGUUCGAUUACCAAGUUUAAAAGUAUCUACUUUGCUUUUAACUGGACUUUUGAUUUAUGAUGUUUUCUGGGUCUUCUUUUCAUCUUAUAUAUUUAGUGCAAACGUAAUGGUUAAGGUAGCAACUAGACCUGCUGAUAAUCCAGUAAGUCUUGUCGCCAAAAGAUUGCACUUAGGUGGUGUAGCUAGGGAGGCUCCAAAACUUCCUCUACCAGGAAAGCUGAUGUUUCCUUCAAUGCAUCAAGCGGGACAUUUUUCAAUGCUAGGUCUUGGUGAUAUCGUUAUGCCAGGUCUUUUACUCUGCUUUGUGUUGAGAUAUGAUGCAUAUAAAAAGAGUCAGCUCUUGCCUGGUGGUUGUGAAACAGGAGUUCCACCACCACGACACUUCAACCGUAUUAGUUAUUUUCAUUGCUCCUUAAUUGGUUAUUUUCUUGGUUUGCUCACUGCUACUGUAAGCUCUGAGGUGUUCAAAGCUGCACAGCCUGCCUUAUUGUAUCUCGUGCCCUUUACCCUUCUGCCACUACUGACAAUGGCUUAUCUAAAGGGGGAUUUACGUCGGAUGUGGAGUGAACCAUUCAUAUCUCAACAACCUUCUAUAUACAUGGAAGUUUGACAAGAGUCAAGGCUCUUGAAAAAUAAUAACACAAGAUUCAUUGUCAUUUAAAAUUUUUAGUUCUGGUCUUUGUCAGUAUCACUUUAAGUAAGUAAGAUUUUCCAUACAUGACACAUUCAGAGUUUUUUAAUAUCAUUGAUUCAUAAAAAAGCUAAUACAUGUUCGAAAAUUAACCAGGACAUUACAUAGUGCACCUAAGAAUUUCUCUUAUAGAAUUAAUUUUCAUGAACAAAGUAAUGUUAAGAGUGGAGUACCGUUUAUGCACAAGUUGUCAUUUUUUUCUUUUCUUUCCUUUCUUUUUUUUAUAUAUAUUUUUUAUACAUUAAAAUAAGAAAGAAAUAAUUUUUUUUAACGUAUUUCCAAAAUACCAGCCAAUACUCGUAUUUUGUCAGCAUUCUUUACAUAUAUCUUAAAGUGUUGAUGUCAAGUAUGAGUAGAGUAUGUGUGGUAGAUAAUUGAGAGUAAACAAUAAGUAUUCUAAAAUUUAUUAGAUACGCGAAACUAUAAAUAUUAUUAUUUGGAAGAACAAAUUCUACUUGCUUCUCGUUUCAGUUUUAUUAUUAUUAUUAUUACUAUUAUUAUUAUUAUUAUUAUUAUUAAUAAUAUUAUUAUUAUUAUUAUUAUUAUUACCAUCAUUAUCAUUAUUAUUAUUAUUUCUUUUCUAUUUUUACGAGAAUGUAUGUGCAAAUUGAAAACAUUGAAGUAAUUGAUCUGGAUAUAAAUGGAAAAUACUUAAUAGUCACUCCACUCUAUAUUGAUGCUUCAGCAGCAGAAGAUUGCAUAGAAUAUUUUUUAUUUAUUAUUUACGGAGCAUCGGAUGAAUUGUACGUAACACCGAAUGAUGAUUAAACUAAUAUACAUUUGUUUGAAAAUUUAAUUCGAAAUUCAGUGAAUAUGUGUGAGUAGGUUGUGACUUUCUUUGAAAUUAGGUUAGUAUAGGAAAAAGCAAUGUUUAUGUAAAUAUAUCAUUUUCAUAAUUUAAAAAACUCAGAGUUCCAGUUCGCUUUGGCAUUGUGAAUAAGCUUAACUUAUAGAAUUUUUUUACUUGUUCGGUGAAUAAUAAAAUUGAAGAUGUUAUUGAAUUGCAAAAUAAUCAGUGUGAAAAUAACAUGAUUAAAAACGAACUGUAUAUUUGGGUUUUUAUUCCGAAGAAGUAUACCCAAUUUUAAAGAAAAAUUAAUUCUUUGAAUAGCUUCCUAAGCACUUGCUAUGGAUAGGAUACUUGAAAGACUUUAUAUGUUUAUUUAAAGACAAGACUGAAAAUAAUGUGUAUAAAAAUCAAUUUAUCGAGAGAUUUUUCAAGAACAAAUUUUCUUUAACUUUUGCCUGCAUCAAUUUAUAACAUAGUAGGUUGACAUAGUAUAAUACUACAUAAUAUUACAUUAAUGCAGUAUAAUACAAUAUAGUAUAAAACAGUAUAAUAUAAUACACAAUAUGCUAUGACACAGUAUAAACAGAUCAAAUAAUUCGCGAUUUCAUACAGAUUAAAUAAUCAGUGUUUAUCAAUUGAACUUACAUUACGCAAAACAAAUGUAUAUGACAUAACAACUCAUCUUAUAUUUCUUUAAAACAUAUAUAUUAUAUUAUUACAUUGUAACAAAUGUUGAGAGAAAGAUUUAUUUGUAUAUCAUGAUUCUAGAGUAUAAUUUUAUGUUUUCAAAAUAAGCAAACUUUUGCCAAGAUUGUUAAGAUGCGUUUAGAUCAAUCGCGCUAAUAUACAUGGUAAUCGUGCAGGUCUGCAAAAACAGUUGCGAAUGUUGCAAACCUUUUUAACGUAGGUUAUUAUUCGUGCACUUGCGUACGAUAUAUCUGCAAUAUUAAUAAUUAUAUCAAGCGGUUCGGCACGCUUUCUUCUGAGCGCACCUUCAUAUUUUUUAACAGUACUUCCUUAUGUUCGUAAAAAGUAACAAUGGCAGUAAGUGAUAAAUUAUUUUGUACAGUAGCAACAUAAACCAAAAAGUAUUUGAUUUUCUUCCUCAUAUGGUAAUUUACAUAUGUGGUUUUAAAAUAAAAAGAAAAAAGAAAAAUACAAUGCGCGUUAUUUGUUAUUAUGCAAAUGAAAUAAUUAGAACAAAAAACAUUUUCAAUAGCAUUGUGCAAAUAAAAGCAUUGGAAAUUGUCAAGAUUUAUCGUAAAGAUUAAUUUCAGUUUCAUGCUAAAUGUAUGUAUUAGAAUUAAAUUACUCCCAUUCUCAAUCUGCUUCUUUGAUGGUGUUUUAGCGAUAGAUCCAAAGUGUCUAGUUGUGAAAAUAUUUUAAAUUAAAUACACUUUUUGGUACAUAAAUUAUUUAAUUUUUGCGUAAUAUUAUCCGAUAUUUCCCAUUUUCUGUUUAUCUACCUGUCCAUAGCACAAAAAAGUUUUCCUUUUAUCAUGAUAUAUUAUACGUUAUCGAAGUAUGUUGUCUUCAGUCGGAUCGUGUUCUCGAUAGAUAAUUUAUUUCUCUGUACGAGUAUUUUUCGAACUUGAUUUUUUAAUACUAUAUAUCGAUAACACUUAUGUGUAAUACGAUUAAAAAAAAAAAGAAAAAAAAAUAUCUAUAUAUAAGAUAAGUUUUAGAUUAAUCAUUCAGUUGUAUAUAUAAUUAAUUAAUCUAAGAAUAUUUAAAUUUACAUCACGAAUUUCUUCCCACUCUUGAAAGUAAGAUAUUAUCUCUAAAGAUAUGUAUUGAAGCAUAUUUUUAGAUUAAAUUAAGUACCAUUUAAAAUAUAUCGCGCUAUCAAAUAUAUAUAUAUAUAUAUGUAUAUAUAUAUAUAUAUAUAUAUAUAUAUAUAUAUAUAUAUAUAUAUAUAUAUAUAUAUACAUAUACAUAUACAUGAAAACGUUUCUGCAAUUAGGAAGAAAUCUCAUGAAAUUUCUUCAUCCAGAAGAUGCAUUUAUAUAGUAGUAUUUGUAUUUCAUUGUUCUCAUUCUAAUAUUAAUUUCAUUCAUAAAUAUGUUAUUUUGUAUAAAAGAAGAAGGAAGAAAAAUCUAAUAUUAUAAAUUAAAUCGAUUAAAUCACAACUUAGUUUACUAUACAUUAAUGAAAAAUGCGUUAUCUGUAGACAAGUAUUUAAAUUAUGUAUAACGAACCACAGUUUCGUAGAAGACAGCGAUAUAGUUAUUAUUUACUAUGGAACUUCGUGCAAAGUCUGAAAUUUUAUCGACAAAAAACUGUUCGUUAUGUAAAUUUAAAAAGAAAAAAUAUAUACAUAUAUAUAUAUAUAUAUAUAUAUAUAUAUAUAUAUAUUUAUGAAAAAAGGGCGCAAAAUAAUUCUUCGAUUUUUUUAACCCAAAGAUAAACAAGAAAUUAAAAAAAGAAUGCAUACGUAUGAUAGGCAAAGAAAAAACAAAUAUCAUGUUUAAUGAAAAGUUGAAAAUUGAAUCGCGCAUUAGGAAUUAAAUACCGUAAGAUAUAAUUAAAAUAUUAAACAAAGAAGAAAGGAAUUAAGUACGCGCGCCUAUUUGUCCCGUUGAAAAUUUUGAUUCUGAUUUUGACAUUCUGUGUACAUCGAUGUACGUUUAUAUAUAUAUAAAACGAUAGAUAGCCAUUUUCGUUUGUGGCUGUGUUUAAUAAGUAAUUUAUUAAAUGUUUAUUAAUGUUUAUUAAACAGA
This is a messenger RNA of Vespula vulgaris, 5652 nucleotides long. It is a transcript of the gene SppL, whose product is annotated as signal peptide peptidase-like 3. Bases 889 to 2061 code for a protein of 390 amino acids. Gene Ontology annotation, cellular component: cytoplasmic side of endoplasmic reticulum membrane; lumenal side of endoplasmic reticulum membrane; Golgi-associated vesicle membrane. NCBI's taxonomy places the organism in Eukaryota, Metazoa, Arthropoda, Insecta, Hymenoptera, Vespidae. Gene Ontology annotation, molecular function: aspartic endopeptidase activity, intramembrane cleaving. The transcript has 7 exons. The record is from RefSeq and is a predicted model, not a curated record. Gene Ontology annotation, biological process: membrane protein proteolysis.